AUGACAGGAUGGACGAGUGUAAGCAUAUCUGCUGAUUCCCUUGGGUAUAUAGCUGAUGGAUUUGCAGUCCUCAAGGAACUGCAAGCGCUACCUCAAGAUUUGAGUGUGUUCUCUCCUCCUUUAAUUCCACCUGAAAACUUUGAUCUGUUCAACGAUAAUCUGCUUGGCAUUCUGAAAGCUCAAGGAUCUGCUCUCGCUAGACACACAGUCCUUCAAGCGGCGGUAUUAUUGCCCCCUCAAGCUGUGUGGUCGGCGGUAGCGUUGAAAUGGACACAAGAAGACCACGCUGUGGGAAGGGACGGAAUUGUAAAGUACUGCAUCAAGGCAUUGUCAGAUGGGACUUUUGACGCGGAUGAGUGGUUGAGACUGCUGGCCGACGAGUACACACAAGACACACUCAAGGAGAUUUUGAUGCUAUGGAGUGAAAACAACUUUGAGGUGACGUACGCGUCUCCUAUUUUACGAAUACCGAUCGCUGUACUAUUGAUCGAAUCACUCUUGGAAUCGCCCUAUGAUCCAUCAGCCGCCCCUGCAUCUUCGACCGUUAUGGCGAGAAUAGCCAGCUCGUCAUUUGUAGAUAUCCUACUUUGCAGUCUUGCUUUAGACACCGGCAACCGCCUCUUCAGUAUCAAUCUUCGACUCCUGCUCGCUUUCCUUCCCUAUGCGCCUCUUGCUCUCACCCCCAAAGUGCCUAUGAUGGCGAUCGUUCUUGGACGAGCUAUAUCGUGGCGAGAUCGACCGUUUGUCGAUGCCGAUUCGGCUGGCAGAGAUGGUUUCACCCGUACGCCUGAGCCAGCGCUGGAUUGGUCCGUUGCGACAAGUUCCAUGGAGCUCAAAGUGGAGAUGCCGGAGAAUCUGCAACCACGGCGAAUCGCCCAGUUGUAUAUUGUCGCUUUUUACGGUGCUUGGCCAUCAAACGUCAUUGCAUUCGUGCGAGACCCAGUGUCUUAUAUACGCGGGAAAAAUGUGCUGCCUAUCUACGCCGUGGACUGGGACAACGUCUGGCAGCCGGGAGUUUUGGCCACCAGGAUGGAGCCAUUAAUCCGAGACUUUCGUUUACACCCUUCGUUGGUCGUGUUCACUUCGACAGCGGAGCUGGCGGAUGAUAAACGAUGGGAGAAGGUUGACGCUGCCGAGUUCAUUGCUCGUUCGCAAGCGUUGGCCAAUCCCGAUCAACAGGGGUCACCUCGAGUCAGUCUCCUUGAUGAGGAUGAUCACGCUGUUAUCAAUGGUGACUCUUCUGGAGACCUGCUGGAGAAGGAAAACGAAUUGCUACGGCUGGAGGCCAAGUUCACCAACCGAGUGCGGAAACAGACAUCACUGCGAUUGAACAACGACGAGGCCGAGAUUCAUAGUUUCGCGAACCAGAUUGCGGACCUUUCCGCUCAACUGUCACAAGCCCGUACAGAAGGGACGCAGAAUCAAUCAAAACACAUGAUCUGGCAAACACAACUGCGGAACAAGGUCGCCAUGUUUAGAGAGGAAAAAGCCAGCUGGCAAUCGGAAGCUGCUCGUAUCCGCGCCGAGCUCAGUGAAGCGCACGCAACCGCAAAAGCCCAACGUGAAGAGCUGGCAGAGGUUAAGAAUGAGUGA
This is a messenger RNA of Kwoniella shivajii, 1593 nucleotides long. RefSeq lists its product as uncharacterized. The record is from RefSeq and is a predicted model, not a curated record. The transcript has 4 exons. Gene Ontology annotation, biological process: regulation of cell cycle; negative regulation of TOR signaling. NCBI's taxonomy places the organism in Eukaryota, Fungi, Basidiomycota, Tremellomycetes, Tremellales, Cryptococcaceae. Gene Ontology annotation, cellular component: TSC1-TSC2 complex. Bases 1 to 1593 code for a protein of 530 amino acids.